Molecule: messenger RNA, 4017 nt
Organism: Poecilia reticulata (guppy)
Lineage: Eukaryota; Metazoa; Chordata; Actinopteri; Cyprinodontiformes; Poeciliidae
Gene: tnfsf12
Product: TNF superfamily member 12
Biological process (GO): immune response
Cellular component (GO): membrane
Molecular function (GO): receptor ligand activity; tumor necrosis factor receptor binding
Source: RefSeq, a predicted model, not a curated record
AUGAAAGUGAUUUGACGGGCAGCAGAAGUUCCGGUGCGCCUCCUGUGCGUUUUUCUUUACGCGCACGCCUUUGAUGGUGUCACGCAACCCCCCAGCCCCCGGAGCGGCGUGUGUGUGCGUGCUCAGUCAGUCAGUCUGUCUGUCUGUCUAAUAGACUGACCCCCCAGCAAGCGGUUUAAAGAGCGCUGAGUCAACGAAUCGCAAGCAGAAGGAUGCAACAGUUGAUGUGCGCAUAAAUGUGCAGAGUUUUUCUCGCGUUUGGAGACGCUCUGCUCACAGGGAGGAUGGUGGCUGUGAUCCAUCAGGGGAAAAGGCUGCAAUCUUAGGUUGCCUUUUUUUUUUUUUUUUUAAAGAAAAUUUUAAGAAAACUGCAUAUUUGUUCCUCCACAAGGCAGUGACUAAAAAAAAAAAAAGAAAAAGAGCAAGCGCUGCUUUCUCUACAAAUAAAUGGGACGUUUUGGACUGAGUGGACUUUCACGCUCUGCUGGAAUGGAGUUAAUGCAUGAAUUUCAGAUGGUCUGCGGCGGCGAGUGAGCGAUCUGCGGAGCGGAGUGCAGCAAACAUGCAGCGGAUUCUGCAGAAGAGGCGAGUGCGCAAGCUGCGGGUCGUCUGGGCUUCCCUGGCCCUGAUGGCUCUGUCUCUGGCCGCCUGCAGCGCGCUGUUCACGGCGUGGACCUGGCGACAGACGCGGGACCUGUCCCAGUCCUUCCAGAUCCUGCAGGACCGACUCGAGCAGGUCAACACGCAGAGGAAGGCAAUUGUUCAGCUCAUUCUGGAGAAGAGAGAGCUGCUGCUGGAGCGAGUGAAGCGAGACGGGGGCUCGGUGAGAGGGAAAACCGGGAAUGGAAGGAAAGCGGCGUCUCAUUUUGAGAUAACCAAACUCUCCUCUCAGCAAGUCGGAGAAAGGGGCGUGAUAAAAGGCUGGGAGGAGAGGUCGCUCAAUAUGACUAAAGCGGUGAGGUACAACAGGGAGGAAGGUACCUUCACGGUGCAGAGAGCAGGAGUCUACUUCCUGUACUGUCAGGUGCUGUUCAACGAGCAGCAGUCUCAGUAUGUGAAGCUGGACGUGGUGACCAACGGGUCCCGGCCCCAGAAGCUGCAGUGCAUGGAGGGCUACGGGACCACGCCCUCCGCGGGGCCGCACUCCUUCCACUUUGUGAAGCCCUGCCAGGUGUCCGGCCUCCUGCGGCUGGAGAAGGGCACAGAACUCCAGGCCAAGACGGGCCCGUCCUUCAGCCUCCACCCGGUGGCCAAUCACGUUUUCAGCAUCUUCAAAGUCAACUGAGGAUCGGCGCUCGUCUGAGUUCGGUCGCAAACUAUCCUCGCGUCACACAAAUCCAGCAGGAUUACUGCAGAAUGUAACUGUUUGCAUUGAAAAUGGAUAAUAUAAUUUUUUUUUUCUUCUACAAGGCCAAACAAAAGGCUACAGCUAUUUCCCACAUGUGCUCAUAUGAGAGACAAAGCUGACAUUUGUGGAAGCUGUAGAGGAUUUAUUUUUUUUUCCUUCUCUGGACUGCAGCCUGUUUUGGAAUUCAGUUUUGGAUUAAAACCAAGACCUACAGUGAACAAAAAAAAAAACCUUGAUGAACUUCUGCCGAGAGAACAGAUGUGACGGAGGCCGGUCUGUGGAUUAAAGAGUUUCACAGAAUAAAAAAAAUUCCUCGGAGGUCCAUCUUAGCCCCCGUAUAACGCAAUAAAGUUAUUGCCUGAACUCUCAGCAAGCCCACAUUUAAGAUGUGCACCUUCCACAGACGAGAGCACAUCUGCGAGAGUCUGACUCUAUAAAACGCUUUCUCCAGUUGGCAUUGACUGUUUAAAUAAUGCUGCCUUUGUGUGAUUGUUUUCGUGUGUGAACUAACUCUGAUGAAUCAAAAACUUUGUGCUGAUUUUAUGAUCUCGUUGUUGCGAGGCGUCUGUGUGAAGUUGCUCUCUUUUUUUUUUUUCAAAUAUUUUGUAUAUAAGUCGGGUGUUAUUUUACAGAAUGUGCCUGAAGUUCUGAGUUGGCAGAGAAAAAUGGGGAACAUUUUAAGAAUAACACGGAUGUGAAUUUCUUUUUUGUUUUGUUUUUUCUUCUAAGGAGAAAUGAUUGUAUAGUUUAAAAGUCAAGGUUCAAAUCAUUGCAAGCAAAGCAUACCGCUGUAUAUUCUGCUUUAUCUGCUUUUUUUUUUCUUCCAGGGUGUUCCUCCUCUGUUUGAUGAUGCAAUGGCUAUUACUCAUACACUUUUUGUAACUUUUUUUUUAAGCCAAAGCGGCGCUAAAAAAGACUGAUUCAAGUGAUGCAACUAUGCAAGAGUCAAAAUGUGUUCUGGCAUUGAAUUUCAGCACAAGUAGCUGUGAGGAAUCUGUGGACGUUUCCAUGCAGAUUCUCAAGUGUAGCCAUCCGAAAUGUCAGGAUUUCUCGCAAAACAAUAACAGACACGACUAUUUUGUUGACAUUUCAGCUUUGCAUAUUAUAAAUUUUUUUUAUUAUAAAAUAAACACAAUGAAGGGCUCACACAAGCGUAGAUCACUACAGUAGUUGAACACUAUUGCAUUUUUUUUAUUAGCUUAAGAGUAACACUUAAUUAUCUUAAUAUCUGUAUUUAAACGUUAAGACUUCACUGACUAUCUUAUUGAUCGAAGCUCAUUUAUGUCACAGACUCCUACCAUAAACUUUCUUUUCAUUGGCCGAUAUGCAGCAGCCUGACGUCGGUCAGAGUCCACGAGGUUUAUAAAGAACUAACAGCUCAUGUUCAUUUUCUAGCUUGCUAACUCAUCACAGAUUAGCUCUAAAUGAAUCGAGCUUUUUGUCAUGGGGUCGGUGGUGGUUUUUGGUAUUUUCAAUACGGUUUUCUGCCCAGGGCGGCACAGCACAAGGGAUAUAGUUGCGUACUGGUGCUUGUUAGCAUGUUCAGUCAAUGGAAAUGGAUCCUUGAGGCCUUUUCGGACCACUGGUGACCCGUUUCCAAGGAACAUCACUAGAACAUGGCGGGAUUUAUCGAGAAACUCUUAUGCAACCUGAUGAACCAAUCACAUUAGACUCCUAAUCAGUCCCGUCUGUCUGGCCCGAACGGGACUACAGCUCUUAGGGUUCCAGAGAAUGGGCUGAACUGGGCCAUAAGGGCUAAUCCAAGAACCGCCACUGACUUGGAAAGUUAAAAAAAAAAAAAGAAAAAAAGACUGGAUGUUUUCUUUGCAGAUUGUGUUUGUGCAACUUAAGUUAUGAACAGCUGUAAUAGAGUUGGUGUUUAUGUCAGACUAAACAAAAAUAACUAAAAUUCUGCUUUUGUGGGUUUGUAAAAAAUAAAAGAAAAAAAAGAUAGCUUUGGCAAAAAUGACAAAACUGAACCUUGAAUGUGAGGUUUUAUUUUUUUUUUACCACUGAGCAAAGAUAAUUCAAAUAUCUUCCUGCCUUAACCAGAUUGCUUUUCUGUUACUUUUAAAAAUAUAUAUUUUAGUAAAUGGAACUUCCUCCUGCGUCUCCUCAGCUGCGGCUUUGUGUAAUAUUCCCUGUUAUAUUUCAGGGUGUAUUUCUAGCGUUGGGAUUCAGCACUCCCUCUCUUGUUUAUAAGGAGUUUUUGUGGCCGGACCGCAUUGGUUUCUCCUCAGCACUUUACGGCAGCGAUUGUUGUGUUCCUAAUUGGACUCAAACGUUGAUGUUUUCAAAUGGAAAUCUUUUUUAAAUUUAGACAAUAAAUCCCUUGUACUUCCUCUUUCCUUUUUUUUUUUGUCGUCUGUGUAACCCCCACCUCCGCGCACACCCUCGCUACAUCCAUGUGGACAUCAUAUUUCCCUGUCAGCAUUCAUCAUAACACACGCGCACACAGCGAUGGUGAUCUAAAUUUUCACUUCCUACAUCUGAAUCUGAACCGCGUAGUUGAGGAAAAACAUGCCUUGUCCCUCCCUAUCAUCACCACACGCAGCUUUAACACACAUCCCUGCCUAGAAUAAUUUUUUACUUUUUUCCCCUUCUUUUUCAUUUAACAGCCCUGAAUGUCUUGUGAACAGAUUUGUAAAAUAAAUGAUGGAUGCAUGCCC